AUGUAUUCAUUAAUUGAUAAUUUUCAUCCUGUUCGAUGGAUACGUUCACAUAUAAUUACAACAAAGUCCAAGAAUGAUUCACGUAAUCGUGCAGCAACAAUCUCAUCUGAGUUACCACCACCGCUUACAACAAUAAAGAAACCACCUAUUCGUUCAGCUAGUUCAGUAACAAUUUCAUCAGAGCCAUUAGCACCAACUCCAAGACCGGCAAUCACAUAUUUUUAUUAA
Didymodactylos carnosus is the source of this 228-nucleotide messenger RNA. The record is from the annotation of a GenBank genome assembly. NCBI's taxonomy places the organism in Eukaryota, Metazoa, Rotifera, Eurotatoria, Philodinida, Philodinidae.